This is a messenger RNA of Brassicogethes aeneus, 2757 nucleotides long. The record is from the annotation of a GenBank genome assembly. NCBI's taxonomy places the organism in Eukaryota, Metazoa, Arthropoda, Insecta, Coleoptera, Nitidulidae.
CUUUUUAUCCAAAUUAAUACCUUUAAACAAAGGCAGUAAAACUUUCAUAUGAAUUUUACAAUUAAUAGCAUUAUUGCUUUGAUCUCUUAGCUCCUCUUCAUUAACAUCAUACGUAGAAAAAUAACUGUACAACAAAUUAAACCUACUACAAACAGUUUUACUUUGAUUUAAAGCCACGAAAGAAAUUAAUUCCUUCUUGAAUUCUAUAAAAAGAUCAUCCCCGAUUUUGGCCAAGGCUUGUAACCCUCUAGCCAGCACUUAAAAGCGUAUUAUUAAGUCCUUUAAUUAAAUUUCAAUUAAACCAGACUUACCUUUCACAUUUCCACCGGGAAUAACGCAAUUCAUGAUGUACUUUUGGUUUAAUAGCCCGUUUUUGAAACCAUCAUUUUCAGUUUAUUUACAAAAUUGUGACAUUUUAAAUGUCAAAUUUAAAAGAGUAAGUUUUGCCAACAUGACGAACAUUAUUAAAUGGUGCAAAGUGCAUAAUCUUUAUAAUCUGUGGCAAAGUGAUUAACCUUCUUUAUCUCUGGUGAUUUUGCAAAGUUUUGGGACAAACGCAUGUACUUUAAAAUAACGCUCUGUAUAUUAGGGAAGAAGCGUUUCAGCCUAAAAUAGCAAAUAAUAAAUUUAUGUGUUAAAACUAGAAUCCUAAACAAAUCGGCCAAACAAAAUUGCAACUUGACAAAGAGUUGGCAACUUUGUUUCUGCGUAAUCCACAGAUUUUUUAUCUCUGGAUUUGUGUAGUUUAGCAUUUUCAUUUUCCAAGUUUUGUAUGCCUUGAGAGUUAAAGUGAAAUCAGCAAAAUGAAUACAAUUGUUCCUGACAAGGUCUUGGACGAGAUGAUCUGUUCGGAAUGUUCAAAAUAUUUGUCGGUUUUACCAGUUCGCGCCUACCCCAACAGAGACACGAAAUGUGGCAGAUGCAUUGAAGAAGACGAUAACGGGGCGCCAUCGCAGGUGAAUAAAGUAAUUCCAACAAUGCUUUUUAAAUGUUACAACCGUUACGAGGGAUGCACCUCACUUUUGCUCCCCGAUCAAGUGGAAGAACAUGAAAAAAGCUGCAUCAGCAAAAAUUUCCACAUGUGUCCAUUGUGCUCCGACUCAAACAUGCCACCCUACUUGAUGCUGGCACACUUUAAAAAAUACCACAGAUGUUAUUUGUUAAAAAGGCCAGUUGUUCAAAUUAAUGGCACCAUUGAUUCAGACAAAUACUUCUUGUACUGCACGGAAAACAUGAUUUUCAUGUUGAACAUUUCAGUGGAUACAAAGAAGAGCAAAAUUUUUCUUGACAGUAAGUUGGUGGGUCCCGAAGAGUUAGCUAAAGAGAUUAGCCAGCAAUUUCGUUUACAAGAAGGUUCAUUUUGCAUGAACAGUAAAUUUCAACCCUGUGACACAUUCAUGCAAAAAAGAUUUGAAUUUUCUAUGGGACAGCUUGAAACAUUGGGCAACAUUAUUUGUGAACUAAUAUUAAGGUUUGAUGUUGUACAGUUUAGUAAAUUUCAGGUAAAAAAAAAUGACAAAUUAUCCAUGAUUAAUAAAUGUUAUACUAAUAAACUAUAUUUGUCACCAACAAUUAAAAAAGCAUUUCCUGGUUGUAAACUAUCAACUUGUGGAAUGUCUAUUAUUAACACUGAUGGGACAAACAUAUUACACAACUAUUUUUGCCUAUUUUGUAAAAAGGAAUUGUAUUUAAAACAAUAUUUUUGUUAUGCAAAAUGUCCUAAACCAACUGUAUUUUGUGGGUUUUGUAAAAAUAAGCGUAAAGUAAGCGAAAAGUGCCCCAAUGGUCAUGAUCUUACAGGAUACAUAAUAAGACACAAUGAAUACCUAAAUUUGGAAGUAUUUUGCAAAUGGAAAUGUGGGGAGCAUUUUAAUAGCUUGGAUCUGUAUGAACAUGAACAAAACUGUGUUUACCGUGAGCCCAUAACAAUGUGCCCAGUGCCAAAUUGCACAAUUGAGAAUUUUAAAAACUUCUCUGAACUUCAAAAUCAUUUUAAAACUCAUAAAAAUACAAUUUUGAUGCCUUACUGGGAUAGUAAUUAUUGGGCUGGAAACCUUAAAGAAAAUGAUUAUUAUGUGUUCAUGGAGCAUAUAACUGUUGUUUUUUGUAACAAUAAUGAAAAAAUUAAAUUAAAAAAUAUUAUUACCUCUGAUAAAACUAAAUUCAAAAUUUUCGUAAAUAAAACGCAAAUUGCUCUUAAUGAAGAAAUUGAAAAACCAAAAUGGGAUAUUCCUUUGAAAUUUAGAAUCUUUGAAGAUUUUAUUGUUGAAUGCAAAUAAUGUGUAUUAUAAUAUCUUAUUACCUACCUGUUAGUUUAGUAUAACAAAAUUGUUAUUACGAAACAUUUCAAGAUAUUUUUACUUUAUUGAAUAAAGUUUAUUUUAAUCACAAAUUGCAAAAUUUCUGUCAAUCAAUAUUCCCAGGUUUUAGUCACAGGACUUCAGCAGUGGAUGUAAACAGUUUUUUUUUUUUUAAGGUUUAUUGACUUAGUCUUUUAGACUAUUUAGCCAGCUCAUUAUUUUAUAUUUUUAUGCUCGAAAAACAAGCACAACACCCAAGGCUGUGACCGGGAAUCGAACCCGGUACCGUGGCGCAGAUUGAUUACGGCUCUGUAGCUUUAACCCACUGCGCCAUCCUCGGCCCCCAUGUAAACAGUUAUUUUGUUCUUUGAUUGUGACUAGGGAUGCGCAUCGAAUAUUCGAUGUUCGUCAAACAUCGAUUUUAUUGAAGUGAACAUCGAUUUUUUAACAUCGAUCU